Drosophila eugracilis is the source of this 1824-nucleotide messenger RNA. It is a transcript of the gene Ugt37E1, whose product is annotated as UDP-glucosyltransferase 2. The transcript has 2 exons. The record is from RefSeq and is a predicted model, not a curated record. Bases 50 to 1678 code for a protein of 542 amino acids. Gene Ontology annotation, molecular function: UDP-glycosyltransferase activity. NCBI's taxonomy places the organism in Eukaryota, Metazoa, Arthropoda, Insecta, Diptera, Drosophilidae.
AUUGAAACUUAGUCGUGUAGUGCCGGUUCCAUUGAAAAGUUCAUUUAAAAUGCUGAAAUAUAGUACGAUCGCGUGCUUGCUAAUACUACUUUUCGGCGCGAAAACCCCAAGCAGUGAUGGAGCUAAUAUUUUGGGUAUUUUUGGUACUCACAGUCCUUCCCAUGUGAUUAUACAUAUGGCAAUGAUGAAAACAUUGGCGGAUCGGGGUCACAACAUCACGGUGGUGACCCAGAUGAAACCAAAAUUGCCCCCACAUGAAAAUAUCACAGUUAUCUUGGCACCACCAACUCCAGAGCGAGAACGAUAUAUAAAGGAAUUUAUGGCAGAGGUGUCUAAUGAGAAACCUUCUUUUUUUGAGACCAUCAUGAAAACCAUUAUCAACUCAGCAGAACAAUUUGAGGGACAGUAUGAAUUUACGGUUCAUCCUAAUUUAAAAGAGAUCUACGAAAACCCGCAGACCAAAUUCGAUUUGAUGUUUCUGGGUCCCAUGGGCAAUGACUACCAAUUAGGAAUCGCCGCCAAGCUGCACUGUCCAGUCAUAGCGACUUGGGUGGGCGUGCCCAUGCCUUUUAUGGAUAGUUUUGUUGGUAAUGUCAACGAUCCAUCCUACGUGCCCUCCAUGAAUGUAGCCCUUGAAGAGGACCAUAACACCAUGAAAUUUAGCCAAAGGUUCGGCAACUUUUUUAAGCAUUCUUUCCUGAUUACUGUUAACAAAUUAUUGGACAUCAAGAUGAACCAGUUUUACGUACGAUUAUUUGGAAAUGAGACUGAUCCGGACUUUCCUAACUACUACGAAAUGAAGCGUCGCAUUUCCCUGCUGUUCUAUAACUAUCAUUCUCCAAGCGAAGGACCUAUUAGACCAACAGUACCUCAAUCGAUUGAAAUUGGUGGAAUACAAGUGAAGGACCAGGCCAGCCCACUGCCAAAGGAGCUAGCCGAGUUCCUAGACAAUGCCGACGAGGGUGCAAUCUUUUUCAGCUUGGGAACCAAUGUGAAUACCAAUACCUUUCGACGUGACAUCAUAGAUGUCAUAUACAAAGUGCUUUCAAAACUUCCCCAGAGAGUUGUGUGGAAGUGGGAGGAUCUAAAGAACAAGCCAGGAAAUGCAUCCAACAUAUACUUCAACAACUGGCUUCCCCAGGAUGAUAUCCUGGCUCAUCCCAAGACAAAGCUCUUCAUAACCCACGCAGGCAAGGGUGGAGUUGCAGAGGCCCAAUAUCAUGGAGUUCCCAUGGUGGCAUUGCCCAUCUUUGGAGAUCAACAGGGAAAUGCUGAAAUGAUGAAAAAAUCUGGCUUUGGUCAAUGGUUAGACAUACUCACGCUGACGGAGGAAGAACUGGAGGAGAGUAUCCACGAAGUCUUGGAUAAUCCAAAGUACAGACAGGCUAUCGGGAAGUUCUCUAGCCUCUACAGGGAUCGUCCCUUAACAGCCCGUCAAUCGGUUAUCUACUGGACCGAGUAUGUUCUGCGUCACCAAGGAGCCUAUCACCUGCAGAGUCCCCUCAUUCACAUGGAUUUCGUGGCCCGCAACAAUCUCGAUGUCUAUGGAGUAGUUAUCACUGUCAGUCUAGUUCUUUUUAUUUUACUGAUAUACAUAUUUAAAUUUGCAUUUCGCAACAUUUUAAAAGUUGUGAGUGGUCAAAGCAAAUCGGUCCCCGACAAGCUUAAAAGCAAUUAAUCGUUCAACCAUCUUAUCAAUGCGUAUACGUAAUAUAAGUUGGCCUUGUGAAAUACAAAAUUGCAUGGAUUGCUACUCGCGAUGUUAGUGAUCAAGUGUUCUAAGUGUUUGUGGUUCUUAGGUUUACAUAUUAUUAAAUUAAAUAA